Messenger RNA from Lolium perenne, 537 nucleotides. Lineage: Eukaryota; Viridiplantae; Streptophyta; Magnoliopsida; Poales; Poaceae. The record is from RefSeq and is a predicted model, not a curated record.
AUGGACCCAGAUCGGGCCCAAGGAGAACCCAGAUCGAGUCCAGGGAGGAUCCAGAUCGGGGCCCCACGCCUCCUCCUCCCUCUCCAUCGUCGGCACCGCCUGGAGGUUCUGAAGCGCGCCCGCGUCGCACAGCAGACGGCCGUUGCGCCAGGAUCUCCUCCAAGGAUGCACUCCGGGGCCGCCGCGGCCGACGCCAUGGCACGCGCCUUCACCCCAACCAGCACCGACGAGCCACUCCGCUCCCGCUCCUCUGCCUCCCCGCCAGGCUCCGCCACUCCUCCACGCCUCCCGGUCGUGCUCCGGCGAGCUCCUCCGACUCCACGCACCCACGCCACACGCGCCGCCCGGAGACGUCUCCCCCCGCCCCGCGCGCGAGAGGAACCCGUCGGGCGCGCCGACCCUGCCCGCCGCCUUCGACGGCCGGGCGCGGCCGCCACCGCCGGCGCCGGCGGCGACAGCGGCCGGGGGAGUAGAUCGUGGGAGGCCUCUUUUAGGGUUUUCGGGAGCUCCCGCGCGAGCCGCCCGAGAGCUGUCUAA